GAGAGCUGAGGCUACAGAAUCUGAUGGGUUGGAUUAUUAUUACUACUUUUUUUCCCUGACAAUUCUGAAGUGAUUUUCUGGCUGUUUCAGUGAAGUUGCCCCACGUUGCAGGAUGAGCUGUUCCUGGCACGAUGGGAGGCCCCCAGCCCACGCACACCAGAACCCCGCUGCUGCCCACAGAGGCCAUGGAGAGGAGGUUGGAAGCCAAGCUCAGCAUUAGCGCUCCAUUUCUGCCACAAUACUGCCGGGGAAAACCUGCGAGGGAGCUGAGAAGCCUGCAGCUGCUCUACCUGUGUGCUUGCCUGUGUGCCUUGUGCUCCUCAACAGAUGCAAACUGGAACGGAUCUAAAUGUGAGCCAGGGAAGAUCCUGCUUGGUGGACGUUUGGGAUCAUGGGAAGAUCAUCACUUACAGCUUCUGGAAGGCUUUCACACUGUGCAGUCCUGUCAGGCUGCUUGCUGCCAGAGCCCUGCCUGUGAUGCCUUUUGGUUCUUGGAAAAUAUGUGCAUCCAGGUGAACUGCACUGUGCCUGCCACGUGCCAGGCGAACAGGACUGGCGCUUCUGAUUCUGUUUUGGUGUUUUUAAAGAAAUCCAAAAGCACUGAGCACUUCUUAAAGCUUCAAACGGAAAAUGACGUGAAGACCUGGCUUCGCAGGUGGUUAGACUGGGGCAGCCCAGUCCAGGGGAAAAAACGACUGUGGAGGUCUUUCCAGAAACGGAGCUUGGCAAAUAACAGGUUGCAGCUCCUGAAAGGGGACACUGCAGCAAGCCCCAGUGAUGAGGCUGCAGCCAGAGCAUCAGACAGCAGAUCUAGAAGCAGCCGAAGUGACACAGAGCACUUGAAGGAUCAAGUACUGAAGCACCUAGGGGAGGACAGGGCUGUUCCUGGGGCCCAUCCAAAUCAAAAGAAAGACUCGCUGAAAAAUGGGCAGAAUCCACAAGAGCAGAAAACCAAAAGCCCGUUCCCUCCUAAGAGCAAUAAUGUGAAUGGAUCUGGUGAUGCAGACAGUGUUGGCUUCCCACAGACCCAUGCAGGAACACCUGCACCAGAGCCACCAGUGUUGGCUACGUUCUCCAGUCCUGUGGCACUGGGCUUGACAGCUGCUGGGAAGACGGAGAAGCCUGAGCUGCCAGAUGAUGCUUUCGUCCAAACCCACUCCUCAGAUACACUGCCCACCACCAGCCCUGCGCAGGGGAGAAGCACAACGAAGAUGCAGGCUGCUACUUCUGUGCCAAGUGGGGUUCCCACAAAUAGUAGUGUUUCUCCAGGCCAGACAAACAGCGCUGCGCCGCCGAGUACCACUGCGACUACACCAGUUAUGAAGGAGCUGGUCGUUUCUGCUGGAGACAGCGUAGAAGUGACCCUGCCAAAGAAUGAAGUUCAGCUGAAUGCGUUUGUGCUGCCUGAGCCACCACCUGGAACCACUUAUUCCUACGAGUGGGAACUGAUUACUCAUCCGAAAGACUACAGUGGAGAAAUGGAAGGGAAACACUCCCAGACCCUUAAGUUAUCUAAGCUUACUGUUGGUCUGUAUGAAUUCAAAGUUGUUGUUGAUGGGGAGAAUGCACAUGGAGAGGGCUACGUGAAUGUAACAGUGAAUCCAAAGCCUCGAGUGAAUCGGCCUCCUGUUGCCAUUGUCUCCCCACAGUUCCAAGAGAUUUCACUGCCAACCAUUUCAACUGUUAUUGAUGGCAGCCAAAGCACGGAUGAUGAUAAAAUUGUCAGCUAUCACUGGGAAGAACUGAAGGGUCCUUUGCGGGAAGAGAAGGUUUCUAGUGACACUGCCAUACUGACACUGACCAACCUGGUUCCUGGGAAUUACACAUUCAGUCUAACAGUCGUGGACUCAGAUGGUGCCAGCAACUCUACCACUGCCAACUUGACUGUGAACAAAGCAGUGGAUUAUCCACCGGUGGCAAACGCGGGCCCAAACCAAGUGAUCACCCUGCCUCAGAACUCCAUUACCCUCUAUGGCAAUCAGAGCACUGAUGAUCACAGCAUCGUCAGCUACGAGUGGCUGCUCAGCCCUAACAGCAAAGGGAAGGUGAUGGAGAUGCAGGGGGUGAGGACACCAGUCCUGCAGCUCUCUGCAAUGCAAGAAGGUGACUACACUUACCAGCUAAUAGUGACUGAUUCUGCUGGGCACCAGUCCACUGCAGAGGUCACUGUGAUAGUCCAGCCAGAGAACAAUAAGCCCCCAAAGGCGGAUGCUGGUCCUGAUAAAGAAUUAACUCUUCCUGUGGACAGCACUACUCUAGAUGGCAGCAAGAGCUCAGAUGACCAGAAAAUAGUCUCCUAUCUUUGGGAAAAAACACGGGGACCAGAUGGUGUCAAGUUGGAGAAUGCCAACAGCAGCAUUGCCACUGUAACAGGCCUUCAGGUUGGGACAUAUGAGUUCACUCUUACAGUUAAAGAUGAGAGGAACUUGCAGAGCCAAAGUUCGGUCAACGUCAUUGUCAAAGAAGAGAUAAACAAGCCGCCAGUUGCAAAGAUUGCGGGGAAUGUUGUCAUCACCUUGCCUACAAAUACAGCUGAGUUGGAUGGAUCAAAAUCCUCUGACGAUAAGGGAAUUGUCAGCUACUUGUGGACUCGGGAUGAGGGGAGCCCUGCAGCUGGGGAGGUCUUAAAUAAUUCAGACCACCAUCCGGUCCUUCUCCUGUCCAAUCUGGUAGAAGGGACUUACACAUUCCAUCUCAGAGUAACAGAUGCCAAAGGAGAGAGUGAUGUGGAGAGGACCACAGUGGAAGUCAAACCUGAUCCUAGGAAAAACAACCUGGUGGAGAUCAUUCUGGAUGUGAAUGUCAGCCAGCUGACUGAGAGGCAGAAGGGCAUGUUUAUCCGCCAGAUAGGAGUUCUGCUGGGAGUCCUGGACUCAGACAUCACUGUGCAAAAGAUCCAGCCGUACACUGAGCAAAGCACGAAGAUGGUAUUUUUUGUACAGAACCAGCCCCCCCAUCAGAUCUUCAAAGGACGGGAAGUAGCCUGGACACUAAAAAAUGAACUACGGAAGCAGCAGUCAGACUUCCUCAUCUUCCGGGCACUAGAAAUUAACACAGUCACGUGUCAGCUGAAUUGCUCUGAGCACGGACGCUGUGACUCCUUCACCAAGCGCUGCGUCUGCGACCCUUUCUGGAUGGAGAACUUCAUCAAGGUGCAGAUGGGGGAUGGCGAAAGUAACUGUGAGUGGAGUGUGCUGUAUGUGAUCAUUGCAUCUUUCGUCAUUGUGGUUGCCUUUGGAAUCUUAUCCUGGAUGGUGAUCUGCUGUUGCAAGAGACGAAAAGGAAAAUCCAAAAGAAAAAGCAAAUACAAGAUUUUGGAUGCAACGGAUCAAGAAAGCCUGGAGUUAAAACCAAAUCCCAAAGCAGGUGGCAGACAGAAAGCCCAGGUCCUCAACACUAGCCUGAUGCACUCAGAGUCGGAGCUGGACAGCGACGAAGCCAUCUUCACGUGGCCUGACCGUGAAAAAGGGAAACUGCUCCGAAGCCAGAAUGGCUCCUUGCGCAACGGACAAGUGACACCAAAACCCAAGAGCCAGAGGGAGGAAAUCCUCUAGCUCCCUUCAGGUGGCCUUUUUGCUGGAGCUCAGUAGGAAGGAGAAGGCCACUCCCGUCCCUGUUCUACAAAGGCCUUUGGAGGCCGGUUUGGUUAGGACUACAGCUGCUAACUUGUUUCAUAGAAAAUAACUUUGUGGGUUUCUUUUCGUUCAGUUAAAACUGGUUGUACUUGAAUUUGAACUGCAAGGGAAAUCGAAGGGAGGAGAAGACAACUGUGAACCACAGGCGAAGCGUCAGGAAAGGCAGAGCUGGCAUCUGGAGCACGGAAGGACAGAGCCACGCGGAGCAACUGUGAAUGUGCAGGACCCACCCCACACUGCAGCAGAGGAAGCACCUGUGGGCUUCCAGGACCUUUGCCUUGGAAGCCUUUUGAAGCAGGAAGGUCAAAGCUGUUGUUCAGGCUGCGCUCUGAGCUCCCUCCAGGCUCCAGCAGCUCGCCACAAACUACUGCUGUCCGUUUUCUUCUUUCCUUUCCACCUUCCCUAGUGGUUUAAGCACUAUUUUAAUUUAGACUUGUCCUUUCACAAGCACUGGCUGUUUCGUAGCAUAGAGGAGGAGGAAUCUAAACGCUGUGGCCGUGCUGCAUCAGCUUGCAGGUAGGAGAGGGUGUUGUAGCCGUCCUAAAUAAAGGUCAGGCUUUUCUCACUGGGAUGGCACAGUGCCUGCUCAGUGUGGGGAAGCUGACCUGUCUGUGGUAAUCAGCUGGGCUAGGAGACCUCCUCCUGCAGCAGGCUCUCCUGUUCAGUACCAGAGCAGGGACAGGACACUCACCUUUGGUACCUCUGUCUCAUGGCAGAUUUAAUUCCAAAGCUCUGCGAUGCAUUUCAGCGGCCCCAGCGUUUUCUAUUGGUCCCUAAGCCUUCCGUGAGCCUGAACAUCAACCACCUCUCCAUUCUGAAAGGCUCUGGGUUUCCCUUCCUUAAAACUUGCACGGCCCAGGCAAGCAGGGCUUGGUACCUUCAGCUCCCAGCAGAGCUGUGCCCUGUGCCUGGCAGCGUGGUGGCCUGGUGUCACUGCAGCUGGGCAGCCCCGCGUGCCCCCGGUGCAGCAUGAGGAGCACACACCGAGUCCUGCAGGCAGUGGAGAAGGGAACCCUCGGUGCCUGGUGAGUGCUGUGGUUCCCUGCUGGGGUCAGGUGUGGAGCUGCUCCCCCCGUACCCGCUGCUUUAUCUCACUGUGCUGCUUCCAUGGGUUGCACCCCCGUCCUGGGGCAGAAAUGAACCUCGUACAGGCACAAAGGAUGCCGCUGCUCCUCCGUGGCCGGGUGGGCGGCUUGUUGCCUUUCUUUGUGUUUAAUUUAAAAACUGGAAGACUCGUUUCACUGGCUUUUUCUUUCUUUCUUUCUUUUUUUUUUUUCUGAGCUACUCAAGCCAAAAGGCUCUAACUUCCUCCGUUGUAUUUAUAUUGCUGCACUACUGAUUUGUGUUGAAGCGAGUGGAAGAUUAAACACUAUUGAGCGCGGGGGGGGAAACGUUCCCUCGCUGAA
Numida meleagris (helmeted guineafowl) is the source of this 5041-nucleotide messenger RNA. RefSeq names its product KIAA0319 like. Gene Ontology annotation, cellular component: cytoplasmic vesicle; plasma membrane. NCBI's taxonomy places the organism in Eukaryota, Metazoa, Chordata, Aves, Galliformes, Numididae. The coding region runs from base 132 to 3554 and encodes 1140 amino acids. The transcript is spliced from 21 exons. Gene Ontology annotation, molecular function: protein binding. The record is from RefSeq and is a predicted model, not a curated record.